Aspergillus affinis is the source of this 1257-nucleotide messenger RNA. Its product is annotated as putative transporter. Gene Ontology annotation, molecular function: amino acid transmembrane transporter activity. Gene Ontology annotation, biological process: amino acid transmembrane transport. Gene Ontology annotation, cellular component: vacuolar membrane. The transcript is spliced from 3 exons. The record is from RefSeq and is a predicted model, not a curated record. NCBI's taxonomy places the organism in Eukaryota, Fungi, Ascomycota, Eurotiomycetes, Eurotiales, Aspergillaceae. The coding region runs from base 1 to 1257 and encodes 418 amino acids.
AUGUCAUUGCCUCCGACAUUAGUCGAUAGGGAUCCUGAAGAGCCCGACCACUAUGAGCCUGAGACCCAAGGAGUGCGGAUCCCAGUUCCUCGUUCACCCUUCGAAUCAACUUUUGAUUCCUACGGCAGCUCGUCGGGCUUUGCUGGCUAUAUCACUGGUGGUGGUGACUUCCAGAGGCCAAGGUCAGAAUCGCUCUCUAUGCGUUUCAGACAAGCUGGCGGCGUUAAUAGCAUCGAUAACUUUGCUCGGUCAUGGCAACGCGCCGCAGGUUUUCCGGAAGUACUUCCCCGCCGCUCCUCAUUUCUUACAGCAGAUUCGGAUGAAGAAUGGCUCACUGCAGCAAAUGAGGUGGCUGACGCACAAGGCUCUCGUCUGUUUCGCCCGGAGAUUGAUGAGACACGACCACUCCUGACUCCCGAAAGAGAGACCGAGGCAGGCAACCUGCCAAAUGACAACGACAACCCGUCAAGAAAAAGUGUCCUCGGAACAUCAUUCGACAGAAGCCUGGGGACCUCUUACGGCACAAUAUCCUCUCGCGUUAGUGAAGCCACACGGAGGAAUGUGACUCAAUUCCACCGGGAGCAUCAAGCACAUAUAGAUGUACCUUUGGACGGCAACAUAGAGCCUCUAUCUGUCAAAAGUAUACAGCAUGAGGAUGGUACUAAAUCGAACGUUGUUGUUGGUCAAUCGACAGUACCUCAGACCAUUUUCAAUUCCGUCAACGUCCUGAUUGGCGUCGGUCUUCUAAGCCUGCCGCUAGCAAUGAAACAGGCCGGCUGGCUUUUUGGUCUAUUGUUUCUUUUGUUUGCUGCCGUGACCACCUCAUACACAGCCAAAAUUCUUGCCAAAUGCCUCGAUAUCGACCGCAGCCUGGUCACCUGCCGCCCCUUGGUGGCCACCGUGGAAGUACUCUGUGGUUUGGAGCCACAUCCUCACGCAAUCUCAAACCGCUCCGAGGGAGUUCGAGCUAUGGCUCUGCAGUCAUUCAAGGCCAUGAUACGUGUGGUUGUGCUGGCUGCUGUAGUUUUGAUGGCCAUUCUCUUCCCGUCUUUCGAUAGAAUCAUGGCAUUGAUGGGAUCCGCUUUGUGCUUUACGAUAUGCGUGAUCUUGCCGCUCGCAUUCUAUCUGAAAAUCUUUGGGCAUGAAAUCAGUCCAAGGGAGCGGGUUUUAGACUGGUGUCUUCUGAUUUUAUCGUCAAUGUUAGCGAUCAUAGGAACGGCUUGGGCAUUCCUUCCGCAGGACAUGAUCUCCACAUGA